Molecule: messenger RNA, 807 nt
Organism: Beta vulgaris subsp. vulgaris (sugar beet)
Lineage: Eukaryota; Viridiplantae; Streptophyta; Magnoliopsida; Caryophyllales; Amaranthaceae
Exons: 1
Coding region: 1-807 (268 amino acids)
Source: RefSeq, a predicted model, not a curated record
AUGGGAUUCAAAGAUCUAAGUGUUUUCAAUGAUGCUCUCCUUGGGCGUCAGGCUUGGCGUCUUGUUCGUGCGCCACACUCCUUAUUUGGGCGCGUCAUGAAGGCCAAGUAUUUCCCUAAAUGUGAUUUUCUUGAGGCUUCUAUGGGUUAUUCGUGCAGUUACUCUUGGAAAAGUAUUUGGAGUUCAAAGGCGCUUCUGAAAGAUGGAUGUAUUUGGAGAGUGGGAAGUGGUGAAAGAAUUAAUGUGUGGACUGAUCCUUGGGUUGCUAGUGAUGAGGGGCGUUUCAUUUCGAGUGAUCCGAUUGUAGGAGUGGAAAAAGUGAGUGAUCUUAUUGACUCCCGCACCCAUGAGUGGAAAGUGAACUUGAUAGAAGAGAGUUUCCAGGAGAAAGAUGUUGAGAGCAUUCUAGCUAUCCCUUUGAGUUGUUUGAAUCUUGACGAUGAAGUAACAUGGGCACUCACUAAGAAUGGGCAUUAUUCUGUUAAAACGGCAUACAUGCUUGGGAAGGGAGGUAAUCUUGACUCUUUUCAUCAAGCAUGGGUUGAUAUUUGGAGCAUGGAAGCUAGUCCCAAUGUUAGGCACUUUCUUUGGCGGUUAUGCACUAACUCUCUCCCUACUCGUUCUCUUCUUAAAUUUCGCCACCUUAUUGAUGAUGAUGGGUGCCCAUGGGGCUGUGGUGCUGCUGAAUCCACGUCCCAUGCUGUUUUUGAGUGCCCUCGGGUUUAUGAUGUUUGGGUAGAGUGUGGGUGUGCUGAGAUGUGCACUGAUGCUUCGAGUUUGUCAAUGUGUGAUCUAGUGGAGAGUUGA